Molecule: messenger RNA, 1122 nt
Organism: Lodderomyces theae
Lineage: Eukaryota; Fungi; Ascomycota; Pichiomycetes; Serinales; Debaryomycetaceae
Product: chromatin DNA-binding HSP70/DnaK family ATPase
Exons: 1
Coding region: 1-1122 (373 amino acids)
Biological process (GO): tRNA threonylcarbamoyladenosine modification
Cellular component (GO): EKC/KEOPS complex; cytoplasm
Source: RefSeq, a predicted model, not a curated record
AUGACGGUGGACCUCGAUCAAUAUCUCAAGCCUGGUAAAGACCACUACAUUGCACUUGGCCUCGAAGGCUCUGCCAAUAAACUUGGUGUCGGAGUUAUCAAGCACCCAAAGGGACAACUAUCGCCUUUGAAUCGGGCCCAAGUAUUGUCAAAUAUCAGAGAUACUUAUAUAACACCACCGGGCGAAGGUUUCUUACCACGAGAUACAGCAAGGCAUCAUCGUAACUGGGUAGUGCGUGUGAUCAAGCGAGCUUUGGCUACUGCGCAAAUCAGAGGUUCUGAUAUUGAUGUCAUUUGUUUCACCCAAGGUCCUGGAAUGGGAGCACCAUUACAGAGUGUCGUAAUGGCAGCAAGGACAUUGGCACAGCUCUGGGAUUUGCCGCUAGUUGGAGUCAAUCAUUGUGUGGGUCAUAUUGAAAUGGGUCGUGAAAUCACAGGAGCAAACAACCCCGUGGUGUUGUAUGUGAGUGGUGGGAAUACACAAGUCAUUGCGUACUCGAAACAACGAUAUAGAAUAUUUGGCGAAACGUUGGACAUUGCCAUUGGUAAUUGUCUUGACCGGUUUGCAAGAACUUUGAAAAUCCCUAACGAACCGGCACCAGGUUACAAUAUCGAACAAUUGGCGAAAAUGGGAAAGCAUUUGGUCAACUUGCCGUAUACGGUGAAGGGAAUGGACUUGUCCAUGUCGGGGAUAUUGGCAUACAUCGAUGGUGUUGCUAAAGACUUGUUCAAUAAGAAGCAAAGCAAAAACUUGGUCGAUGAAGAAACGGGUGAGCCCAUCACUGCUGAAGAUUUAUGUUUUUCCUUGCAGGAGAUUUUGUUCAGUAUGUUAGUAGAAAUAACUGAACGUGCCUUGGCUCAUGUUGACAGUAAUCAAGUAUUGAUUGUUGGCGGUGUCGGAUCAAAUGAGCGCUUACAAGAAAUGAUGAAGUUGAUGAUUGAGGAUCGUAAAAAUGGGCAAAUUUUUGCCACUGAUGAGCGUUUCUGCAUUGAUAAUGGUAUAAUGAUUGCUCAUGCAGGGUUGUUGCAGUACAGAACUGGACAAACUAAUGACCUUACGGACACUGUGUGUACUCAGAGGUUCAGGACAGAUGAAGUGUUUGUCAAGUGGAGGGAUGAUUAG